GGUGUUUGCGAGAGCCACUUGGAGGCACCAAUCAGAAGUGACGAGCCGUAGCAUCUGGAGAAGUGCAACGAAUUUGCGAACUUCUGGCUUUUCAAGGUUGCAGAGGACUUCUUUGCGAAGACGCACGUACGUACUAGCGACAGGAAGUCGACCUGACUACUCAGAAGCUUACUUGAAGUUAUGGCUCCGGGGAAAUACGUUAUGCUGUACGUGCUAGUCAUGGCGAGUUCAGGGGUCCAGGGUGGCAGUGGACCGGAUCAACUGACCCGAGAGGGCGGAGAUCUCAACACAGAAUGGACACUCAUCACCGAGUACCUCAACUCUGGCAUCGAGGAAAGUUCAGAGAAGUGCUACAUUUUGCAGGAUCUGAAUGCACGAUAUAUGAACCUCAGUGAACAGUUUAAUGACACGUAUGACUAUGAUACCGGUAUACAGUCAAUACAAGUGACCGAGAAUUACUUGGAAAUGUUAGAAGAAAUUUAUGAAAGUUUUGAACACCUGAACAGAUCUCUAAACGUGCAUAAACCAAGUGCCUCAUUGAUUCCUACUUUGACUAACAAGUUUCCUUGCAAAAACCACAGUCAAAAUUUAUUGAUGAAAGCGCGAGAAAGCCUCUUUUACCAAAAGAUUAUUUUAGCGAAGUUAGAAAUAACCGUAUAUUUUCGUGACUACAUAGAUCCUCCAGUGUAUAUUGUCAUUUUGGUAACGGGUCUUACAUGUAACAUAAUACUGUUACUCAUGUUUGCGCAGAAAAAAGAAAUACGGACAGCACCAAAUAUAAUGAUUUUCAACAUUGUGAUUGCAGAUGUACUGAAUCUUACGUUUAAUUUACCACUGCAGUAUUUCGGUUUCUACUACCCUUCGUACGUGAGACUAAGUGAACCAGUGUGUGUACUGUUCGUCACUCUGCGAUGUAUGUUCACAUCUGCAAGCGCGUUGUCCGUCGUCGCUCUGAGUGCCCAAAGGUUCUGUGCCACUCUUCCGGCGUUCCACAAUCUAAAGGCUCGAAGUCGCUCAUCCUCCCUCAUAAUAACCAUAGUCUACAUCCUUCUCGUUUGGGCUGCAGCAUCAAGCAUCGUGCUACCAGACACACUGCGCGAGAAAGUCUGUGAUGAUAAUCCUGCCGAGAAGAGUGGCCGAAAGUCGGCCAAAGUGGUGUCUCUUCACGAGUUCGUCGUCUACUGUUUUGCACUUCCCGGCAUAAUGUUUAUUUUCACGUUUCUCACGGCAAGAAGACUGAAGCAGAGCGCCAAAGAGAUUCCGGGCGAUGUAAGGCAUAAGACACAUGAAAAAGCUCGUAACAGAGGAGCGAAGGUCGUGACUGCCCUUUGCGUGGUCUUUACUAUCAGCUACGUCCCUUUCUUCAUGUGGGGGCGAAUUGCCACCACUCUUGGAUUGGAUAGGUUGGAGCUGUCAUACAGGGUGCUUGACAACUUAACUUAUUAUCUCCUGUUUUCAAACCCAUGCUUCAAUCCAUUAGCACUGUAUGUGACGAGCCAUACGUUCAGAAGAUUGUUCAACGGUUAUCUUUUUGGAUGGUGCCUCAAACGUGGGAAGCAGCAGCGCACAGACUCUCAGAUUUCUCUCGACAAUACAACGACCCAGUCGUCGCGACAGCAAGAAUCAGACGUAUGAUCGAACUUUGGGCAGAAAUAUGCAUAAUCAAAAUGCUUCACAACUUAUCGGAAGAAGUUCGUUUGAAUGAGGCGGCAUACAGUAUCAGGCAUCCAUUUCUUUAAAUUGCUACCACCGAGAUAAGUUCACGGAUGGAGUAAAGUGCAUGAAAUACCAACUCCAAUUGCCUCUGUUUGGGAAACUUCUCGCUAUUUUCGAAAUCUAUUUGGAUGUUCACAAUGUCUCGUGCAGUGAGCUGGCAUUCCAAGGGAACCUGGUAGCGGUAUAAGUGAGGAUUAAUGCCAAAGAAGUCAGUUGUACUGCGAUCUCUCCAGUCGACUUCUCCGAAACCGACACUUUAAUGCUCAGUGAGAGCUAAGCUUUGAGCAGAAAGUGACAGUAGGCCAUUAACAUCUGCCCAUCGUGUAUCGCACUGCCUGUUAGGAGGCCUCUGAAGUAGUAGCAUAUUAUUCUAAAAUAACUCGUCAAAGGUCUGUGAAUCCAACUUGAGACAGAUUUUACUUUUACACGGGACUCCGCCUGUAUAGUGCAUUAAUAUUUUGGUUUACAUAAGGAUAUGGGUUCAUCGUACGGCAAUAUCUUAUCAUGUGUAAUCCAAAGAAAUUGGAAGAUUAAGAUACUUUACCUCAAAAGCAGUGAAAUUAGUUUCAGGCUAUUACAUCAUGACGGCGUUAGUUUAUCGAAAACAGUAACGCUAAGGAGUGUAAUUUCAGCAGGUUUCGACAAUUCUUCAUCCAGAUAUGUGAAGAGUAAGUGAGGAAGACUUGUGAUGCGAACUCCUGUGAUAAAUCAUGGGCAUCAAUAUGCCUUAGGCAUUGUUAUCGAGUUACAAACGAAUUUUUCAGUCAGUUCCAUUUAACAACGUGUAUCAACACGCUAUAGCUCUGAUUUAUUGUGACACUGCUAUUACAGAAUACUGUUUUGUCGAGGCCUCCAUUUGAAUUCAGAAUAAAAUAAGACUGAGUUUAAUUAAUAACAAAUGUACACUUGCAGAAAUCAAAUAAGAAAAAAUGCCCAAUCGCCUUACAUGAACGUGUGCAGGGUUUCUACUUCAAAAUCAGGCAUGUUUCAUUCAAGGCAAAUGCAUUUUGCCAUACAAAUCAUUUCACACAAUACAUGGAAACUUCCCACGCUCCAACAUUCUAUUUUCAAGACCUAAUUACUUUUGAGAUGGGAAUGUUGGUUUUCUGGGUUGUAACACCAUGUGGACUUUCAGGGAGGUACAAAUAUUUCGGAGAAACGUACUGUCUCCAUCUUCAGGGGUGAAGAUGGAGAUAGUAUGCAUAUCCGAAACGCUGGAAUCUACUUACAAGUCCAAAAGUUUCUGCAACCUAGAAGACCAGCUUCGACAUCCUCGGAUCCGUGAGAACCUUCAAUUUCAUAUUAACGAUGCCUUUUUCAUACGACAAAAGAAAAUAUAAUCACAAAUAGGUCUUCAUAAUUACAAGACCAUACCGAUGAGAAGUGCAGAAGGUAAAGCUGUCCCCGGUGUCUCACUAAGCAUCAUGUCAUAGGCGUAUAAGAGUGUGGACGUAUGACUCCAAACAUUCGUAACCUCGGCACUAGACGGGGGUGAGUGGUCAGCUUCGUGUACCGGUCGCUUUAACCCAAGGUAGUACCCUAUUUUAAGGGUUUUGUAAACGAUUCAAACAAAAGUAAUUCAGAAGGACGGGACCAUCAAAGAUAUAAAUAACCUCCUAAACCGACCCAGAACCUGCAAAACCUCCAUCAAUAUAAGUAUCUUUUGAAGCUAGCAACAUAAUAAUUAAGAAAGAAACAACGACGAGCAAAAGUAAUUUUACAAUUUGUUAUACUUGACAUUCCUGACACUUGUCUACCACAUCGAGGUGUUUAAUCAAAAUAUUCGGAUUACGCACGGUAGGCUGCUCGUAUAACGAGGCCUAGAAGCCAACGUUCGACAGACCCGCUUGUCGUUGCUUUCCCUCAAUAUGGAAGCUACUUGAAUUAGAAGUUGUUAUAUGAAGCCGACUGUCUUCAUCUAGAAGUUGUUAAAUAUUCAUUAAAUAAAUUGUAACUGUAAUUUUACUCAAGUGCUUUGCUGGUAUGUAUGUACUACCAGCCUAUAAGGAAAUACGAAAACUAAUAUUGUAAGAAUAUUUGUAUAAUGACAGUGCAUGAAGAAUGUUUUCUAAGAAGAAUCUGAGUUUGCCGAAUACUAUUUAUAUGCAAACUACUUUCAUGCUUUUAACAUAUUUAUUUUUUGUAGUUAUAAUGAUGUUUAUCUAGUUUAAUUAUGUUUUUAUGUGAAAGACGUUAUCUGUAAGAAGGACAUCAGUAAGGAAUUAUAUAUUAUACUGUAUUACUGAAUACAGUGUAUUUUUCAACUUUAAGUAGAACAAGAAAAUAAAUGGUUCAAGAGUUGUAA
Molecule: messenger RNA, 4021 nt
Organism: Zootermopsis nevadensis
Lineage: Eukaryota; Metazoa; Arthropoda; Insecta; Blattodea; Termopsidae
Product: neuromedin-B receptor
Biological process (GO): G protein-coupled receptor signaling pathway
Cellular component (GO): plasma membrane
Molecular function (GO): G protein-coupled receptor activity
Source: RefSeq, a predicted model, not a curated record